AACAUAAUCAAUUGCUAAAGACAUGGAUGUGACAAGCCAACCAUCAAAACGACAGCGUUUCUUUUCACUCCCACCUACACGACCUUCACGAGCACAUUUCUGAAGAAAGAACAAGUUGAAAGCAGGCUUGAAGCUGUAAUGGUUGCCCCUCAAGGUCCCCAGUUCCAGAAACCUUAAGCUUAAAAUUCAGAGAAACAAAGAGCUCAGUCUAGUUGGGUUUUGGUGCUCUGCUUCAGAUUUGAGAUCCUCAAGCUCUUUAUUCUUACACACUGGAGGAUCCAUCAUCCAUGUAUGCUCCCUUAUGAUCUGGAGUAUAUGAUGAUGACAGAAGAUGACAACGCAAGAACUGGGUUACAUACUUAUUCACAAUUUUUCCUUAUGAAAUGGAUAAAAGAAGAGUUGUAUGGUUUUUCUGCCUCAUGUUUAAUUUAGCAUAAGUUUGUUGAAAAUGAAGAAGUGGUCUGGAGGAGCGUUUAUCAUGGCUCUUGCUAUGAUCAUGUUUCUGGGUUACAGUUUUAUGGGAAUCCGGCCUCAGAAGCAGUCUGCAUAUAGUUUCUUUAGAAACCAUCCGGCCAAUGAUUCUCGUACAAAGGGCAGUGACUUCGUUAAGACUUCUAAAAUGGAAGUGAAAAAAACAUCAAAGCCAUCAAAAAAGCCCCCUCUUAUAAAUAUCGAUGGGCUCGGUGAUCUGUAUGCUUCCAAAAGAAUUUCUGAGGAAGAGUCGAAGGCCUUGCUUGUGUGGGCUCACAUGCGUAUGCUACUGUCGAGGUCUGACGCUCUGCCUGAAACAGCUGAGGGGGUUAAAGAAGCUUCCAUAGCAUGGAAAGAAUUAUUCUCCACAAUUGAGAAGGAAAAAGCCUCCAAGUUUAGCAAUAGUAACAACACUGAAGAUAAGAAUUGCCCUUACUCCGUAAGUACACUCGAUAAUACAGCACCGCAUAGUGGAGUCAUUCUUGAGCUCCCUUGUGGUCUAAUUGAAGAUUCUUCCAUUACCUUAGUUGGCAUUCCUGAUGGGCGCUCUCGAAACUUUCAAAUUGAACUUGUAGGCUCACAACUUUCUGGGGAGCCAACACCUCCUAUUAUCUUACAUUAUAAUGUCAGUUUGCCUGGAGAUAAUAUGACGGAGGAACCAUUUAUAGUUCAGAAUACAUGGACAAGUGAAGCUGAGUGGGGCACAGAGGAACGAUGUCCUGCUCAUGGGUCUGCCUACAAUGUCAAUGUUGAUGGACUUGUUCUUUGCAAUGAACAAAUUGUUAGGAGCACUGUGGAAGAGAAUGUAAAUGUGAGUCAUCCUAGUAAUGACACAUUGACCAAUGUUCCCAGGGGAAGUGCCCAUGGAAGCGCUAGUUUCCCAUUUGUUGAAGGGAACCCUUUCACUGCCACAUUGUGGGUUGGUCUAGAGGGGUUUCAUAUGACCGUGAGUGGAAGACAUGAAACUUCUUUUGCAUAUAGGGAGAAACUUGAACCAUGGUCAGUUAGCAGAGUGAAAGUGGCAGGUGGUUUGGAUCUCUUAUCUGCCUUAGCUAAAGGCUUGCCUGUUUCUGAAGAUAAUGAUUUAGUUGUUGAUCUAGAGCACCUCAAAGCUCCAUCAGUUUCCAGGAAAAGACUUGUAAUGUUGGUUGGGGUUUUCUCUACCGGAAAUAAUUUUGAGCGUCGAAUGGCGCUGAGGAGGUCUUGGAUGCAAUAUGAGGCUGUACGUUCUGGGGCUGUAGCUGUCCGCUUUUUCAUAGGCCUUCACAAGAACAACCAGGUCAAUUUUGAGCUAUGGAAAGAAGCUCAAGCAUAUGGGGAUGUCCAGUUGAUGCCCUUUGUUGACUUUUACAGCUUGAUUGCUUUGAAAACAGUCGCAAUUUGCAUCUUGGGGACCAAAAUCCUCCCUGCCAAAUAUAUCAUGAAAACAGAUGAUGAUGCUUUUGUUAGAAUUGAUGAAGUUCUCUCAAGCCUCAAGGGAAAGGCAUCUAAUGGCCUAUUGUAUGGUCUUAUUUCUUUCGAAUCAGCUCCACAUAGGGAUAAAGAAAGCAAAUGGUAUAUUAGUACUGAGGAAUGGCCUCAUGCUUCUUACCCACCAUGGGCCCAUGGUCCAGGAUAUAUUAUCUCUCGGGACAUUGCGAAAUUCAUUGUCCGUGGCCACCAGGAAAUAGAUCUCAAGCUUUUUAAACUAGAAGAUGUUGCAAUGGGCAUAUGGAUUGAACAAUUCAAGAAAAGUGGUCAAGUAGUGCAUUACAUCAACGAUGAGAGGUUUUACAAUGCUGGGUGCGAAUCAAAUUAUGUUCUUGCACAUUAUCAAGGCCCGAGGAAAGUGUUAUGCCUGUGGGAAAUGCUGCAGAAAGAGCACAAGGCCAUUUGCUGCGAGUAAAUAUCAACCUUACUGACAAAUUAAACCCCUGAUGAGCUCGAAUCCUUCUAUGUGAGAACCAAGUGAAAAGCAAUCUGGCAACAGGAAUUUGAAUUGCAGUUCAUGCAACUGUUGAUAUUCUUUGGUGCAAAAAGGAUGGGGCCAAGUUCGUCCUCUUCUCUUUCUUUUACAGAUAUUCUAUUCCUUUUUUUUUUUUUUUUUUUUUUUUUGUGAUUUUGUCUCAAAUUAUUUGUUCAUUUGUGCGGAUUGUUUUUGGCUGUUGUGAAGAGGUCAAUGUUUAGUAUCUGAGAGGCUGUUGUUGAUUUACAAAAGCAAGUUGAAGAGCUUUUUGUUUGACCUCUUUGGGUCUAUUUUUGUAAAAAAACGGUAGCCUUUGGAUCUUUUGUUCUUUUUUCCUUCAGAAAGCACAACGUAGUGGAUUCACUU
Corylus avellana is the source of this 2782-nucleotide messenger RNA. RefSeq names its product Galactosyltransferase family protein. NCBI's taxonomy places the organism in Eukaryota, Viridiplantae, Streptophyta, Magnoliopsida, Fagales, Betulaceae. Gene Ontology annotation, molecular function: carbohydrate binding; galactosyltransferase activity. The record is from RefSeq and is a predicted model, not a curated record. Gene Ontology annotation, cellular component: Golgi membrane.